Messenger RNA from Loxodonta africana (African savanna elephant), 5797 nucleotides. It is a transcript of the gene RIC3, whose product is annotated as RIC3 acetylcholine receptor chaperone. Gene Ontology annotation, biological process: protein localization to cell surface; synaptic transmission, cholinergic. Bases 51 to 1157 code for a protein of 368 amino acids. The transcript has 6 exons. Gene Ontology annotation, cellular component: neuronal cell body; neuron projection; intracellular membrane-bounded organelle. NCBI's taxonomy places the organism in Eukaryota, Metazoa, Chordata, Mammalia, Proboscidea, Elephantidae. The record is from RefSeq and is a predicted model, not a curated record.
CAGUUCCGCUUCCGGCUGGAGCCUGCCACCUGCGGCGAAGGCGAGCGGCCAUGGCGUACUCCACAGUGCAGAGGGUGGCCCUGGCCUCGGGGCUCGUCCUGGCUGUGUCGCUGCUGCUGCCUAAGGCUUUCUUGUCCCGCGGAAAGCGGCAGGAGCCGCCGCCGGCUCCCGAAGGAAAACUGGGUCGAUUUCCACCCAUGAUGCAUCAUCACCAGGCGCCCUCCGAUGGCCAGACCCCUGGGGCUCGAUUCCAGAGGUCUCACCUUGCAGAGGCAUUUGCAAAGGCCAAAGGAGCAGGUGGAGGCCCUGGAGGAGGAGGUACUGGAAGAGGCUUGAUGGGGCAGAUUAUUCCAAUCUAUGGUUUUGGGAUUUUCUUAUACAUACUGUACAUUCUGUUUAAGCUCUCAAAGGGGAAAACGACUGCCGAGGAUCGGAAAUGCUCUACUGCCAUACCUGGAAGCUCCCACCGGAAAAUUACCAAUUUUGAGCUUGCUCAACUGCAAGAAAAACUGAAGGAGACAGAGGAAGCCAUGGAAAAAUUAAUCAACAGAGUGGGACCUAAUGGUGAGAGCAGAGCACAGACUGUGACUUCUGACCAAGAGAAGCGGUUGUUACAUCAGCUCCGAGAAAUCACCAGGGUCAUGAAAGGAGGAAAAUUUGUUGACAGACCCACUCCAGAGAAAGAAGCUGAGGAGGCCCCUUACAUGGAAGACUGGGAAGGUUACCCUGAAGAGACUUACCCAGUUUAUGACCUUUCAGACAGCAUCAAGCGUAGGCAAGAAACAAUCCUGGUGGAUUACCCUGACCCAGAAGAGCCUUCUGCUGAAGAAAUAGCCGAAAGAAUGGAAGUGCUAGAAGAAGAAUCAGACCAUUUGGGUUGGAAAAGUCGGCCCGCUGAUCCCCGAGCCCAGGAAGAUAAUUCUGUUACUUGGUGUGACCCAAAGGCAGAAAUAUGUUCCUGCUGUUUCUGUGAAGAAGAGGAUCCCGCUGUCUUGGCAGAGAAUGCUGGAUUCAGUGCAGAUAACUACAGUGAGCAAGAGGAAGCCACCAAAGAGGGGGGGCCCCAAGACGUCAGAGAGGAAGGCUUGGGCAUCAGUGCUGCUAGAGCACAUACAGGUGGCAUGCUGAGGAAGCGGAACCUCCAGAGUUUAGAAUGAAAGCAGCCAGUUUGGUGAAGUAUCCACUACUCUAGCCCCAAGGUGACCUUUCUCUCCUCUCAGAUUUCAUCCUUGGCCCUGUGCCCUAUACUUCAUUCUCUGUGUUUAAAUAUCAUAGCUAUCAGGCCACUACCAUGGAUAUCAUGUAUCUUCCUGGUGCUCACACACCUGUCACCUUGUAAAACAUCAUAGAGAUUAAUUAGUGUGAACAUAAGACAACUUCACUCUUCUCUUCCUGCCUUUUCCCCAGCAGAGAAAUUGACCCAUGGAGUAAUUACGUUUGGUCUGUUGUAAUUACAGAUGGGGACCACUCAGGGGCAAAGGUCUGACUCUUCCUGCUAGGAGUAACAGAUGGUUUACCUGUGAAGGAACAUCAGUGUACAGAUGAUGACUUAAGGUUACAAGAGUGAAGAUUUCAGGGUCUAAGAUGCCUUAUCCUUUGGGCCUUGAGCAGGUUAGUGGCCCCCUGGGGAGAAGAGCACAUUUUGUUUGUGGGGAUGAUGGGCCCAGAGCACGGUAAGACUGUUCUCGGACUUGAAGCAUCUUCCUCACACCUACAGCCUUUCUAGGUGCACUGAUGCUGCCUCAAACACCCAGAGUAGCAGAAGACUCCUGCUGACCUUAGAAUGAGCCCAGAGGCCUGUCUAGGUGACUGUUUUGCCCGGAUAUUCUUAGGCUCUCUAGCUGCCUUUAUUUCUGCCCUGCUUAACAGAACUGCCAAACCCAGAAGCACCUUUGUACUUUUCAGUGGCCAGAGGAAGUUUUAGAUUGAGACUUCAGAGCCUGCCCUGCAAAGCCAAGGUUUGAGGCUAUAGGAAGGCCUGCCCAAGGGUUGUAGUCCUGCCAUGAGCUACUCAGAAGGCCAUGGAGCCGGCAACAAGGACGAGGACCCCUACCCUUACAGAGAGUCCUCGCCUAGAAGCUAUUUCUUAAUGUUGUGCCAUCCGGGAAAUUUGUCCUUACACCACAUGGACUGAAACAAAGACUGAACUUGUUACAAAGUGCCAGCCCAAUAGGAAAGUUGCAGACAACCAGUACAGCAGUGCACAGGGGAGGAAACCAUUUGUUCUAUAUUUGGAUAGCUGAAUCUUUUGAGAGAGCUGGGGAAAGUAAGAGGUAGAUUAGGCCUGGGUGGAUUUUGACCAAGCUAAAGGCCUCAUCGCCUAAACUGCCAUCUGUUACAUGUCUUCAUGUGACUUCUAACAAGGAUGAGUGAAUUCAUAGUUUACAUGCAAGGCCUGACAGUUAUAAAGAAGGCCUAUUCCCCUGAGGACAUUCCCAAUCAUAAAACGUAGAAGACUUCAAAGUUAAGAAAUUAUGUAAAGGUAGUUCUUAGUGGCUUUUAGAGUUCCAUUGUACCUGGCCUGAAUAAGAUGCCGGGAAAGAGUUCAAAUCGCGCAUAUAAGCAACAGGCCGCUCUUCGGAAGAUAUGGGAUCAUAUUAAGAUAAUGUGUCAGCUACUACUAGAUAUUUCUUGUCAGGUAAUUGAACUACAGAGAAAUGUCACUGCAGACUGUGUCUCUGGAAAGUAUAUUGCAUCUGCCUUUGGUGUGGAACAUUUCGUUCACAUUGUAAAGAAUGCAGUUUAAAAUGUAUGAAGACAAUCUAGACGUAAUGCUAAAGGUAAAGUAGUGCAGCUGCUCUUUACUCUUCUGAUUCAUUGUUUUCCACACUAUUUUCCUUCAUUCACUGGGAGCAGUUGCUUAUGAAGACAGCUCUGUGUCCCUGUUCAAAGGUUGAAAGUUUUUUUUUUUUUUGCCUUAGGAUAUGACUCCCUUAUUAGAAGUAACUACUGCUGUUUCUUUGUAGCCUCUUCAUUCAUUUGCUGAGUACUAGAAUGAAAGAUUUAAUUCCUGCACUCAAACUCAAUUUAACAUGGGAGCCUGACAGGUAAAAUGAGCUGUGAAAUAAGAGGCAGAGUCAUAUGGGCUUCAGAUCGUGAAUUCUACAGGCAGAGAAAUUUGGGCCCUGAUCCCAUCCCUGCCCAUUCUAGCUGUGGGAUCGUGGGUCAGCUCCUUAAACCCUCUGAGCCUUGGCUUUGUCAUCCAUAAAGUAGGGGUAAUAAUGAUUAUCCCUAUUAUUAUUAAUUAUGAAGAUUAAAUAAUUAGUACAUGCAAAACAGUAUUGGUCCUAUUUCAUACAUGGUAACCACUCAAUAAAUGGUAGCUGUUUUAUUUUUAUUAUAUAAAGUUUCAGGCUGUAAUUGAGAUACGGGCCCCAAACUACAAGAGCACAAAAGAGCAUUUGCAAGAAUACUUCACAGAGAAGGUGGGGCUUGAAGCAUGCUAAGAAUUUCUCCAGUUGGGCAAGGAAGGGAAAGGACGUUCUUGGCAAAAGAGUGGCACUGGAAAAAGCAACAAGGUAUGAAAAAGAAGGUAUGUUCAAGUAUUUUGAUGAGGCUGGGAUGUACAGUGUCACAUAAGUGUUUAUUUUGAAUGUUAAUCUUUGGAAAAAAAUGCCAGAAGUUCUAAGUCCCUCAUGAUGGCUCUUGCUGCCCUGUCUCUUGGUUGGUUUAUAUAUCAGGAAUAUAUUUAUAUAUCAGGAAUGCUGAUGUACUUUUUGACCAUUUCAGAUUAGACAAUUCUUUUUGGAUUUUCCAGACCUAUUUUAUCCUUCAGGGAAAACAAAGAUAUGGUUACAUACAACCCAGGGUGACAAAAAUCAUGGGACUGGGUUUUGUUUGGCAAUACCUGCUCUUUCUUCAUGGCCUUCAUUUCUCAGAACUGGUCUGGGCCACAAACUUGACCAGUCCCCUGGCACUGGGCUGAGGUAAACUUUGGGCACUGUGACAGAGCAUGCAGUCAUACUUCGGGGCACAGAUUGUCCUAGGAAACCACUGGACCAUCAGCUUGGCACAUCAGGUGGGUGGCCCAGCCAGGAGAUCCUCUUUCCUGGUCAUGACAGGACUACAAGGAAAGCGUAAUGUUAGCUUCAUGACUAGUGAAUGGUGAGCUCUAGAAGCUGGGCCCAGGGAGGUGUGCUGAGGAGCAGAGGCAUAUUUGGUCUCCAGAAGAGAUGACCUGUGAGAACCAUUCUCUGCACCAUCUAUUGUUUGGGUGACCAAGUAACUUAUGGUCUAACCUGAGACAGUUUGGGAAAAGGGAGCUUUAAUAAUAAUUAUGCCAAGUCAAUAGGUGUAAACCAGCACUGUCCUGGAUAUAUGAUUACCCUGUCCGUAGCCAUGUAAAAGAUUUGUCUUCAACCUGUCCACUAACAAAUAAAAACAAGCAAAACAAAACCAAACCCUCUUUACUUUUUAGUAAUGUCCUGAUUACAUAUGCUAUUUCCCACAGGAGCUAGGCCAUGGUUCAGGUAGGAAUUGCUCUUGGUCAUGUAAAAACUCUAAAUCUGGGGGAAAUAAACAAACUCUACUUAUUACCACACUCUUAACCCAGACUAUUUCUAUUCUAAAGAAAAUACUUCAGCUACCCAGCAACAUAGAGAAAAAACAUAAAUGACGUACCCAUAUGAUUCUGGCUUGACCAUUUUUAUACAAAUCUAAAAUGUACUUACCUUUCCCCAUUUUCUUACGUAAAAUAAAAAGAACAAAUGUCUCCCCUUUCAUGGUUCAUUUCUUAAUGUCUCCAGGCACCAUUUUUCUCAUUUAUAAAUUGGAACUAAUAACCCACCUUGCAGGGCUGUUAGAAUGAAAUGAGAUACUGUUUGUAAAGGUCAAGCAUGAGGGAGGUGUUCAAAGACAGCUGUCACCAGCAGCAUCUCAGUCUGUACAUCAACUCCUGUGCUGCUGUGUCACACCUGGCACCUUCCCAGGCCACCCAGACUGCCAGGAAUGGCCCAGGAUAUAGGGCCCUGCAGCCUUUUGGUAAUUGUAGUUUUGACCUCCUCCCUCAGCAUCAGACCACUAGCUCUCACGUCUGCUUCACAGCCGCAACUGCAACCUCUCAUCCUCUUGACUUCAGUUCUGCCGAGGGCCAAAAAAAAAUGUCCGAGCAUGUUUAAGUCCUGUUCACAUGGGUCAGGCUCUGAGUAGGGCCAGAGGAAUCAAGUGGCUGGGUCUUUGUGUUAUGUCUGCCACUUGGGCCAUUUCUACUUUUUUUCAGCUCUACAGCCCUGUUGUGUUCCUAAAGGCCAGGCCCAUAGUGGGAUACAUAGGAACCAAUAGGCUGUUCCUCUAUUUGGCACUAAACAAACAAACAAAAAAAACCUUGUUGCCAUUGAGUCGAUUCUGACUCAUAGCGACCCUAUAGGACAGAGCAGAACUGCCCCAUAGGGUUUCCAAGGAGCAGCUGGUAGAUUCAAUCUGCCAACUUUUUGGUUAACAGCUCUCAACCACUAUGCCAGCAGAGCUCCCUAGUUCACCCAGCUGACCCUAAAGAGGAUCACUCUAACUUAAGUACCUUCAAACCUCACCGUUUUCCCAGCCCUUCCCAGCUUCUGGGUGUCGUUCUAACCAUCUAUAAACUUGAAGAGCACAGCUAGAGGGAAUGCGAUUUUGACCUACUUACCAUUGAUUGUAAACAAGCUGUGAUCCCCAUGUUACCACCACCCACCUACCCACCCCUGAGACUCCUAGGACAGAAACUUUAGGAAAGUUUUGCAUAGGAAACUUUAUGCGUAGGAAAAAACUUUAGGAGAGAAACAUGCUUUUCUCCUAUGGGGGAAAGAAAAAAAAAAAAGGG